AUGACAACUACUCACGUUCCGUCUUUGCCGCAGGAAUCGUCGGGUUCGGUCUCGACUCAUCCUGUCCAUCAGCUUCCCUGUGGCGCGCCUGAUACUCUCCCCUUAUUUCCCGGCCUCCUGAACGCCAGAGCGGACCAUCGCCGGUCGCUUAGCCCUCCGACACCGACUGGGUCCAGUUUGGUACCGGACCCAUAUUCCAAGCAAGGCCACCGUCGCAGGUCGAUCUUCAGAAAGCUGGCGGGUCCACGGGAAAACGCAAAGCGCCUCCUCCGCUUGGGGGUCCCCGGUCUCAUGCAACCCACCCCAUCGCCACCUGGCCUCCCGAUGUCUCGCUCACGCCGUCCACGUCCCGUGUCGGAAAUCCUAAUCUCCGCAGACGAUGCUCAAAUGUUGGCGGCUGCAAAUACGCAGACUGGCCGAUUACGAUCGGACUCCUCGUCGACCAUUUCGGCAAAUCGACCCCGCUCGGGAUCGACACGCCAGAGUACCCCCCCUCCAGAGUCCACCGCGCAGUUUCCGACCUUGCGCAACGAGAAAACUGUCGCGACGGGCAGCGGCAUCACCGUCGGUGUCGCUCUCACGGAGCCCGUGCUGUAUCUGCAGGGAUACGAUCAAAAUGAUCCGACCACCAAGAAGUCUGCGAUUCUGCGCGGGCAGUUGCAUCUCAAGGUGACCAAACCUGUCAAGAUCAAAAAGGUGUCUGUCUGUUUCCGUGGACAUGCUCAAACGGACUGGCCUGACGGAAUCCCCCCGAAGAAAAUCCACUUCCACGAUAAGAACGACCUCGUCACCCAUGGCGUCGUCUACUUCGACCACGGCGGUAGCACCCUGAUGCAGAAUGAUUACGGUGCAUCCUUCUAUCGACUUGCCAAACCGCUGCCGUCCGUGACGGGAAAGGAUGGAACGACAACGUUCGCCCGUGAAUUUUUCCCGAAAACCGGAUCCUCGACCUCGUUGAGCAGUGGUGGGUCGAAGCGGCUCUCCUUGCAAUCAAAUCAUCAUCACUCGCGCAGCUUUGGCAAGAAUGAUGCACCGUCCAACACCAGCGCUCAUCCACCGCGCAACUACCUCAUGUUCCCUCCCGGUGAUUAUAUAUAUAACUUCGAAUUUCCCGUUGAUGGCUCUCUCCCGGAGACCAUCAAUACCGAACUGGGAUUUGUGAAGUAUGAUCUUGAAGCCAUCGUGGAACGGUCGGGCGCGUUCCGGCCCAAUCUGCUGGGCAGCCUGGAAGUCCCCGUUAUUCGGACCCCAGCCGAGGGUUCAUUGGAGCAAGUCGAGCCGAUCGCGAUCUCGCGAAACUGGGAGGAUCAACUGCACUACGAUAUUGUCAUCUCGGGGAAGUCGUUUCCCCUGGGCACCCAGGUGCCCAUCGCAUUCAAACUGACACCCCUCUCCAAGGUGGAGUGUCAUCGGAUUAAGGUUUACGUCUCCGAAAAUAUACAACACUGGACAAGCGACAAGAGCGUCCACCGCUUUCAACCAGCCAAGAAGGUCCUCCUCUUUGAGAAGCGAGCGGAUUCUCCCAGUACGAGCACCUACCCUGGCAGCUCUAUGCGUGUCAUGGCUGGCGGCGGUGUCGGCUUCGACCAGCGUGAGGCUGCGGCGCGGGGCGAAGAACUCGUAGAUCGGAGUCGGACGAGUUUAUUGGGAGACGUCGCCAGCGACGCAGGAACCGGCCCGACCGAGAUGGAAUUCAAUGUCCAGCUCCCGAGUUGCCACGAAAUGAAGCACCGCGACGAGUCUCAACGGCUGCAUUUCGACACGACCUACGAAAAUAUCCAAAUCAACCAUUGGAUCAAGAUCGUACUGCGUCUCUCCAAGGUUGACGAACGGGACUCAGGAAAGAGGAGACAUUUUGAGAUCUCAAUCGACUCUCCCUUCCAUCUCCUCUCCUGCAAAGCGACCCAAGCCAACAUCUGUCUCCCCGCGUAUACGACCCCGAACUCAGAUCCCGUGCCGCAAGCGCAGGAGUUCGAGUGCGGGUGCCCCGGCGCCCCUCCCCUCCACCGGAACAACUCAGGCGGCCACCGUCCUCCCUCCGAAGGGGAGGAGCCAUUUCCUGGACGGUCAGUCAGCCGGAGCUUCACCAACGGCUCUGGCGGUUUAGCUCUGCCUCCUCAGGCGCACUUGGCGUACGGGGCGAGCGAGCCGGCUACCGACCCGGCACCGCGUCCAAUGCAUCUUUUGAGAGCCCCGUCCUUCGCUCCACCUCCUUUCGAGGACGUCCCUCCACCGCCACCGCUGAUCACGCCUCCCCCCGAAUAUACGUCGAUCGUCGGCGACAACGACCGGGACGCGGUGCUCGAGGACUACUUCUCGCGGCUAUCCUGCUACGAAGAGCACGCCGACGACGAACGCGGCCGAGGCCGUGUCGACGUCCCUCUCACCCCCGGCGGCCGCGUCAACCGCAGCAUGGACGUUCCCCGUGAAUGGGUUCGUCUGGAAGAGUCAGCCGUCUGA
This is a messenger RNA of Aspergillus campestris IBT 28561, 2460 nucleotides long. Its product is annotated as arrestin family protein. The record is from RefSeq and is a predicted model, not a curated record. Gene Ontology annotation, molecular function: ubiquitin protein ligase binding; protein-macromolecule adaptor activity. The transcript is spliced from 3 exons. Lineage: Eukaryota; Fungi; Ascomycota; Eurotiomycetes; Eurotiales; Aspergillaceae. The coding region runs from base 1 to 2460 and encodes 819 amino acids. Gene Ontology annotation, biological process: ubiquitin-dependent endocytosis. Gene Ontology annotation, cellular component: cytoplasm; cytosol.